Molecule: messenger RNA, 1666 nt
Organism: Astyanax mexicanus (Mexican tetra)
Lineage: Eukaryota; Metazoa; Chordata; Actinopteri; Characiformes; Acestrorhamphidae
Product: plasmolipin
Exons: 4
Coding region: 257-796 (179 amino acids)
Biological process (GO): myelination
Cellular component (GO): membrane
Molecular function (GO): structural constituent of myelin sheath
Source: RefSeq, a predicted model, not a curated record
GUGAGGAAGUUAUUUAUUACCUCAGAUGAGCCCUGCCUACAUGGACAAACAUCAUGUAUGAAGAAGUAGGACUGGCUAAUGAGAGAGAGAGAGAUUGAGAGAGAGAGGUAUCAUACUGCAGCUGUCUGUUUGGAUAGAGUUACUAGGCAGUGCUCACACCUGCAUUGGCUAGAGCUGUGUGUCUUCACCUGGUUCUUCACCUUUUUAACUCAAAGGAUUUUUUCUUUUGCACAACUUCUGUGUGUUGGGAAUAGAAAUGGCAGAUUUUCCUGGGAAGGUAAACACUGAGACAAGCUCACCCCAGGCUCAAGCAGCAUCAUGGCAACUAAUGAAUGUAUCUAUGAACUUGAACUUCAUCAAGACCAUUCCUGGGAUCCUCUUAAUUGCAGAGAUUGUUGUAGGCUUGUUGGUAUGGGCCCUUAUCGCUAGUGUUGUCUACCAGGCGGUCCCUGCCUAUGGGUGGGUGAUGUUUGUGAGUGUGACGCUGUGGAUUCUCUCUAUCGUUCUGUUCAUCAUGCUGUUUCUGAACUUGCAGCAGAAAUUAACAUCUGUGCCCUGGCCUUUAGUGCUGUUGGUGUUUUACGGUGUAGCGACCAUCCUGUAUCUCACUGCCUUUAUUGCCAAUGCUGCUUCAGUCACUCAAUAUAGAUAUCUUCCUUACCACUAUAAUCAUAUGGCAGCUGCUGCGUUUUUUGGCAUUGUGGUGACAUUAAUUUAUGGAGCAAGCACCUUCUUUGCAUACCUGGAAUGGAAGGGUGACGGAGGAAAUGCAGCCACUAGCACAGUGCCUGUGUAGCAAGGUGUUAUCUUCCUUCACCAGAGACUGUAUUCUUUGUGUUAAAAAAGUGACCUGAAGAGGAGUUGGAUAACACACUGACACGUUUUGCUCAAGCCUUUGUUCAGCAUUAUUUGAGACAGGCUGAGCAUGGGUAUGAUUUGAAUGUGUAAAUGUAUGGACUGCAGAUUUUAUAAUGUGUUGUUCUAUCAUGCUAUGCACCUCUGUGGUUUACUUACUUUGUAUACAGGCCAGGGAAAUAAUACAUGCUGAAAAUUCUGAACUGUUGAAUUGCUAAACUGUUGAUUAUAUAUGUAUUUAAACAGUGAACCUAAAAAAAAUGAAGCUUGAUGACAUUUUUUGUAUGUCAAUUAAAUUACAUUUAUUUACGCUUACCUUUUUAUACAGGUCAUAUUUACACAGACAUCAAAAAUCUAAUACAAACAAAUAGGAAGUACACACUAAAUCCAGAGAGGUGGUAGAACAUUUGAACCACAGAAAACAUCAGCAAAAUGGAGCAAUUGACUGAAGGGGAGCAGUCCUCCCACUCAGUCCCUGACACAUUAUACUGUGGCAGAAGUUUGAACACCCUGGCAAAAAUUCUGUUACUGUAAAAGUUACAUGGGUAGUGAUGAACUGAUCUCAAAAAGGCAUAAAGACUAAUAAUUCUCAACAUUUUCAAUGUAUAUUUUACAACAGGACUGUGUUCUUUUUUAUAUAAUAUAGGGAAUAUUGGGAGCAUUUUAGAGCACAUUUCAAAGCUUUAUAUUACAUACCCUGACCCCUCAAACCUGCUCGCAACAAACAGAAGCAAUUGACUCCUUUAAGCAGCUACGUAGCAAUCUUAAAAGAAUUCCACAAAGCAGGAAAUGACUGAGAAGAAAGCUAAAC